Molecule: messenger RNA, 1201 nt
Organism: Rhinichthys klamathensis goyatoka
Lineage: Eukaryota; Metazoa; Chordata; Actinopteri; Cypriniformes; Leuciscidae
Gene: rbfa
Product: ribosome binding factor A
Exons: 7
Coding region: 48-1094 (348 amino acids)
Biological process (GO): rRNA processing
Source: RefSeq, a predicted model, not a curated record
AUGUAGUCGAUGCUGCGUGAGGACAAGGAUAAAUCAAACUAGUGAUCAUGCUGGCUGUCAAGAGAGUUCUUUGCUAUAAAGAAUGGGCAUUAAGUCGAUAUACCUCACUAACAAGCAUGUUCUGUAAAAUGACAGCACGACACGAGACACAGCGCUCGUCCUGGUCUGUUAUGCUUAAAGAAAGAAGCAUUCAUAGUUCAACCCGUCUGUCUGGAGGUAGUAAAUUGAUGAAGAUGCUGGCCAAAAAGAAGAGAAAACAGUGGUAUGAAUCUCCUGUGCAGGCCACAGCGCUUCAGCCUGGCUUUCUGAAACCAUCAAAGCGAAAUAAAGAGGACAGUGUUCGUGUGAGGACUCUGAACAACAUCAUCUAUAAAGCAGUGACAGACUUACUGAGCUCCUAUGAGGUCAACUCCGAGAUCAGUGCCUACAAUAUACAGAUUUCCAAAGUUUCACUACCACCCGAUUUCUCUGCAUGUCGAAUAUACUGGAAGACAAGUCUGUCGGCAGAGCAAGACAGCCAUAUUCAGCAGGCUUUAGACAAAUGUGCUCCUCGCAUACGGCAUCUUCUCAUUUCUCACCAAAUCCUUGGUAGUGUUCCUCCUGUGAUUUUCAUCAGAGAUAAACAAUAUGCUGCUAUCACUGAGAUUGAAAACCUUCUCAAGAAAGCAGAUUUUGGUCCAGAUGAAAAUAAUUUACAUUUAUCCGUCAGCGAUAUCGGGGCCAAACUGCAGCCCAUAGAAUCUGGAGACAAGAAAAGACCCGUUUUGUUUGGUGUCGAUCACGAUGCUCUGCACAAACAGAUUGAAGCCUAUAAACGAGAGAAGGGGGCGAGAGACUCUCUCACACAGAGUCCUGCUGCAGGAGGACUAACACAAGCACAGCUGGAUACACUAGCAGAUAUUAGGAAGCAGAAACUCGUAGAGAAAAAGAAACAGAAAUCUAAAUGGAUGAAGGACGAUGACAUCACUCCUAAGGAUUUCCUCUUGUCCAGAAGCCUUCAAAAAGAGGAUAAAGAGGAGCAGGACAGUGACGAGGACAGCCGGGUGGAUAGCCAGCUCUCCGAGCUGAUGGAAGAGGAAGACAGGAGACACUGAAAUCAGAUCUUUUGGUCACUUGCAAUGUUAUGCUGUUUAGUGUGGUCUGUAAAAUAAAAAUAUUCAAGCUUUGGAAAAAAAGUAAACGUGUAUAUUUUGACAGGUGA